AGGGAGCGGUCGCGUGCACACGCACCGUCCAUGUACGCGCACAGGUAGACUACCUUCAUCAUUGCUCAGGUAAAUUUGGAAAUCACCGCCGCUGGACUCGAAGUAACAGGCUUAAAAGCGUAUUCACCAUUAUGUCAGUCCGCUCAAGACCUGGCUAUUAUCGCCAGGAAGUGAAUAAAACAGUUUGGGAGGUGCCGGAGAAAUACAGAGAUCUGAAACAGGUGGGGACAGGGGCAUAUGGUACAGUAUGCUAUGCAUUUGACCGGAGGAUGGGGGCAAAGGUGGCCAUAAAGAAGCUCCAUCGUCCGUUCCAGUCUGACCUGUUUGCUAAGAGAGCUUAUCGGGAACUCAGGCUGCUUAAACACAUGAAGCAUGAAAAUGUUAUUGGACUCCUGGAUGUUUUCACCGCAGACCUAUCUCUCGACAAUUUCCACGACUUUUACUUGGUCAUGCCUUUCAUGGGUACAGAUCUUGGAAAGUUGAUGAAAAUGGAGAGAAUGUCAGAGGACAGGGUUCAGUACCUGGUCUACCAAAUGUUAAGAGGGCUCAAAUAUAUUCAUGCUGCUGGGAUCAUACACAGGGAUCUCAAACCAGGCAAUCUAGCAAUAAAUGAAGAAUGUGAGCUCAAGAUCUUGGAUUUUGGCCUAGCAAGGCAAGCAGACAGUGAAAUGACGGGCUACGUUGUGACACGCUGGUACAGAGCACCAGAGGUCAUACUCAGCUGGAUGCAUUACACACAGACUGUGGACAUCUGGUCGGUUGGUUGCAUCAUGGCAGAGAUGCUGCUUGGGAAACCACUGUUCAAAGGAAACGACCACCUGGAUCAACUGAUGGAGAUCAUGAAGAUUACUGGAACCCCCACAAAAGAGUUUACUGCCAAACUACAAUCUGAAGAUGCUAGAAACUAUGUUGCAAAGUUGCCAAAACAUAGAAAGAGAGAUCUUCGGGCAUUGUUACCAAAUGUUAACCAGCAAGCGAUUCAUGUUUUAGACUGCAUGUUACUCUUGGACCCUGAAAGUAGAAUAACAGCAGCAGAAGGACUGGCUCUUCCUUUCUUCUCUGAAUUCCGUGAACCAGAGGAGGAAACCGAGGCCCCACCAUAUGAUCAUUCAUUGGAUGAGGCUGAUCUGUCAGUGGACCAGUGGAAAAGACUCACCUUCACAGAAAUUUUGACCUUCCAGCCAGGGCCAGCGGGGACGGAGUCUAAAGAGACAGCUCUCUGAGAUUGCUUGUACUGAACACUCCAAUAUUUUUUCUCUUUUCACUCCAAUAUCAUCAAUUUGCUUUGUACCAUUUGUCAAUUACAGACUUGUGUUUCCUUUUGUACUGUUUUUGUGUCCACAAAGUGUGUUGUGUGCUGUUUUAUUCAGUGUUUCAACUUGUGUUGCUCCAUUGUUGGGAACAGUUAAAUUACCAACUUGAAUUAGACCUGCAGCUAACCUGCUGAAGAACAUGAGAGCAUAAAACUUAUUCUGUGGAGAGAAUCCCAUCAACAAAUUACAAGUUAUUAUUUAAAAUUAAUUCUGUAAUUACAUUUGAGGACUGUAAUGUAAAUGUCUGUAUGCCUAUACAUCUCUUUGUAUAUGUGUCCUCUUAAAUGGCAAAAUGGCCUGUAGACCUUUAUGAGGACAAGAAAUGUUUUGCAAGUACAACAGUAUUAACUUAAUUCAAAACAGUUUGUCAACCUGGCCACAGUCACAGAUGCAGAGAAUACAGGAAAAUUGUGUUGUUUUUAUGCAGAGGUAAAUGACGUGUGCAUUGAGCAGAUUGUUUGAUUGAUCACAUUAAACGUUUGUUGUAUCUUUUAAAAUUCUUAUGAGACAGCAAAUGUAGAAUGAUUAAAAUACAGUUUUAAAAUAUUUUUUUCUGA
Molecule: messenger RNA, 1870 nt
Organism: Xyrauchen texanus (razorback sucker)
Lineage: Eukaryota; Metazoa; Chordata; Actinopteri; Cypriniformes; Catostomidae
Product: mitogen-activated protein kinase 12
Exons: 12
Coding region: 132-1223 (363 amino acids)
Biological process (GO): protein phosphorylation; intracellular signal transduction
Cellular component (GO): cytoplasm; nucleus
Molecular function (GO): MAP kinase activity; ATP binding
Source: RefSeq, a predicted model, not a curated record